UGCUUGGUUCCUUCACCUCUACAAGCUCCACAUUCAUUUAUAAAUCUGAGCACCAAGUUGCUCUCCAGUCUAUGUCCGUUUACCUCCAUUUCUUGUAGGUAGAGCUUGCUGGUUUGGUGCUUGCUCUCUAGCCCAGCAUGAAGAAGGUUGCCGGCUCGAGCAAGACGGUUAAAGUAGGCCCUUGGGGCGGCCAUGGUGGAAGUCCUUGGGAUGAUGGCAGCUACAGUGGAGUUCGAGAGAUAUAUCUGGUCUACGAUCGGUGCAUCGACUCGAUUCGGGUCUUGUAUGACAAGAAUGGGAAGCCUGUUUUGGCAGAAAAGCAUGGAGGAGUUGGGGGCAACCUCACAGUCCAGGUCAAACUGCAUUACCCGGAGGAGUUCCUGACAUCAGUAAGCGGGCACUAUUCUCCGGUGGUACACAGUGGUUCACCCGUGAUUCGAUCGCUUACGUUCAAGAGUAAUCAGAGGGCUUUCGGGCCUUUCGGAGUUGAAGAGGGGACGCCAUUCACAUUCCCAAUGGAUGGAGGGAUGAUUGUUGGCUUUAGCGGAAGGAGCGGUUGGUACCUUGAUGCUAUUGGCUUGUGUGUGUCGCCCAUCCGAACCGUCGGCCCCUAUGAUGCUGUGCACCAGAAGCUUCAGAAGUUUGGGAAUUUGGCUGCCAAGUCAUUGGGACAUGGAAAAGGGGAACAUGGCUCUCAUGCCACUGCUAGGACCCAGAAGGCUCAUGCAUAGGCUCUCCAAAUGUUUUAUUGGAUGUAAAUGUUAGUGUUCGGUUGUGGUGAGGUUUUGCCACUGAACUUAAGAUGUCAUCAUCAUUGAGGCUAUGUGAAAAGCUAUUGCUCUCGAUCCAUUCAUGGCCUUCUCAUAAUGUGUAGAGAGACUGAAGGACCAUUACCAAGUUAAGGUCCCUAUACCCCAAGAUCCUAAAACAGGAGGACUGAAGAGAUAUAACUUUUCACA
This is a messenger RNA of Phoenix dactylifera (date palm), 959 nucleotides long. Its product is annotated as jacalin-related lectin 19. Gene Ontology annotation, molecular function: carbohydrate binding. The record is from RefSeq and is a predicted model, not a curated record. NCBI's taxonomy places the organism in Eukaryota, Viridiplantae, Streptophyta, Magnoliopsida, Arecales, Arecaceae.